AUGAACCCACGCAGGGGGAUUUAUCAAAACAAUGCUGACAUGUCUACGUUUUUAGACUGGACUCUUCCCGGUCCCGGUACGGGUGUCAUUGGAGGUCAAAAGGCUGAGGGAGCCUCGUCCCUGAUCCCCGAGCCUGGUAUGCAUGUCCAUCACCUCGAAACCAUUGACCAGAGUGCCUUUCUUGCGCUUCCCGUAGCUCAGAGUGCCAAAACGUUAUCCCUCCCCUCCGAUGCAGGAUCUGGGGAAAACGAACCCCAUGCAUAUGAUGCUGCCCGGCCGGUGGGUCAGAGGAGGAGUGAAGCAAUGGGCGGCCGAGGUGGCGAAACGGAAAACCCGGGCAACACUCGUGGCAGUGGUGGCGCUGGUGGUGGCGCUGGUGGUAGUGAUCAUUCGGACAGUUCUUCAGAUGGAGAUGGCGAUGGUGGUCGUGGUAACCGUGGCAGUAACCGUGGUGGUAACCGUGGUGGUAACCGUGGUGGUAACCGUGGUGGUAACCGUGGUGGUAACCGUGGUGGUAACCGUAGCGGUGGCCGUGGUGGUGGUGGCCGUGAUGGUGUUGCCGGUGGGGCUGGUGGUAGUAAUCAUCCGGACAGUUCUUCAGAUGGAGAUGGCGAUGGUGGUCGUGGUAACCGUGCUGGUGGCCGUGCUGGUGGCCGUGGUGGGGGCCGUGCUGGUGGCCGUGGUGGUGAGAAACCAGGUGAUCCUUCGAGUGGAGAUGACGAUGGUCGCGGCAGUCGCGGCAGUCGUGGUCGUGGCGGUCGUGGCGGUCGUGGUGGUGGCCGCGACGGAAAGGAGCCGCGUGACUUUCGUGUAGAAGAUGAAAGAGGGGUUUGGGUGGGCCAAUUUCGCUUCACUGGUAUAGAUGGCGAAUAUAUUGAGUGUAUCCGCACUACACUCGAAACCCGGGCCCAUCUUAAAGAUCUUGCUGAUAAACCUCGACUCACACUUGCCGACGUAGAGUUCUUAACCAACUUCAUUAAUCAGCAAAGCACACCUCCCGAUCAAGCAAUCCUUCGAGAGAUUUGGGGUCUUGCUCCAAGGGCAGAGCGUGCUGCGCGCCGAACCCUCCGCGAGGAGGCUUGGCCUGCACGGGGUGAGAAGGCGGCUUUUGGACUCGUCAGUGUCAACAGCCCAUUCGGGAUUCUCGCUUGGCCCUGGAGACAGCUCUGGGACAUCGCCUUCAGUUUAGACGACGCAGACUACCAACUUCCCGGAACAAAUGCCUUUCAGGACUACAUCAACGAAAAGCGGAUGCGGACGACACGAGGGGGAAAUGGCGAUGACAGUGUGAACCCAGCUAGAGCCGCUCAGGGCCAAUCAGGUAUUGACCCCGAGAUAAGUGCGAAGCGGAUCUACUCAACGCUCCCUCGCCGCCCGCACCAAACUCCAGUCGCUUCCAUUCUCCGCGCGGGCCCCAAGCCAGGAGCCGCCUGGGGUAUACUCACUUUCCUGGGUCUAGGACUAGUGCUCACUCUGGCCAUUUACAAUUCGCUUAUCUUCUUGCGCAUGCGCAGCGACCAACACUCCUGGGAAUUCGCCAACGGGUCCCGAUCCAGUGCGGGGCCCUUUUGGUCGGUCGAAAACUCAUGUUGGUCAAAUUGCCUUAGCGGUAUCUGGGGUGGACCGAGCCAGAGCUCUAGAAAAUCGCAACAAUGGGAAUGGCUCUGGACUCUACUUGAAGAUUGGGUGGCUACGAAUGAUGAGGGGCAGAUCCUUCCAUCCUAAUUAUAUCCCUCUGUCUUUACCUCUCUUAGCUUAACCUUUCACUCCUUUUCCCCCACCUUUUCAAAGUUCACUUGCUGUCUCCUUUGUCAGGUUCCCGGCACUGCUCUGCUCUAUCUUAUCAUGUCUAAUGGAGGUUUCAUUGCCUUUUUUUGUCCGCAUUUUUAGUGUAUUCCUUCUGUAUCAUCGAUUCUCCUCUUUUCUUCUUACUCCUGUCCAUUCGGGUACCGCGUUUUUACCUUACCAUCCCCUUUCUCGUUACCUUUUCCCAGUUUCAUGAGUCGUCACUCGCUAUUUCAAGUAGCACUGACCCUUCCUCCACCUAUCAAGCUAUAGUUUCCACCCAUACCAAUGACUCGAUCAUUUCCUUACGUGCCACGCUAUUACACCCAAAAAUAGUUCGAUGUAUAGUUACGGGGGGUUUGUACAAUAGCCAUUUAUUGCUUUCUAGAUGUAAUACCUAAACCUGCUAAUCACGCACGACAUUUCAUUUC
This is a messenger RNA of Tuber melanosporum (Perigord truffle), 2216 nucleotides long. RefSeq lists its product as uncharacterized. Lineage: Eukaryota; Fungi; Ascomycota; Pezizomycetes; Pezizales; Tuberaceae. The record is from RefSeq and is a predicted model, not a curated record. Bases 1 to 1725 code for a protein of 574 amino acids. The transcript has a single exon.